This is a messenger RNA of Macrobrachium nipponense, 1146 nucleotides long. RefSeq lists its product as uncharacterized. The transcript has a single exon. NCBI's taxonomy places the organism in Eukaryota, Metazoa, Arthropoda, Malacostraca, Decapoda, Palaemonidae. Bases 1 to 1146 code for a protein of 381 amino acids. The record is from RefSeq and is a predicted model, not a curated record.
AUGGUAUGCUUCAUCUGUGAACAUAAUUUGCCAUUCACAAUCGUCGACCACAUGGUAAAUCUAUGCAAGGCUAUGUUUCCUGACUCCGACAUUGCUCAAGCAAUGUGCAUGAAAAAAACAAAAUGCACAGAGUUAACAAAAGCGCUAGGUAUGUGUAUGACAAAUGACUUGGCCAGUAGACUAAGAGAAAACAAAUUCUCCCUUAUCAUUGAUGAAAGUACUGACGUUAGCACGACGAAAUGUCUGACAAUAGUUGUCAAAUUUUUUGACAAAGACAUGAAAAGUUUCAAGACAGGCACUCUGCAACUCAUCAAUAUGUAUGACGAAAAUGACGAAAUGGUAGGAUCAACAGGGGAGAACUUGUUUAGAUUGAUCAUGAAUACCUUGCAGUCCUAUAAUAUACCUUUAGAAAAUUUUGUUGGCUUCGCUGCUGAUGGAGCAGCGAAUAUUAUGGGAGGUAACAAUUCAAUUAGCAGUAGGUUAAGGGAGGAAUUUCCAGGGAUAGCUAUUUUCAAAUGUAUUUGUCAUAGUGUUCAUUUAUGUGCAUCAGAAGCAGUCAAAUAUUUACCAAGGCAUUGCGAAGAUCUCGUAAGAAAUAUUUAUACACACUUUGCCCAUAGUGCAAAACGGAAGCAUGAACUGAAACUUGCCCAAACAUUUCUUGACCUAAAGCCACACAAAAUUUUACACCCAUGUGCUACACGAUGGUUAUCGUUGCACGCAGCAGUUGAACGUGUAGUCGAACAAUGGAGUGCUUUGAAGCUCUAUUUUUCUAAAAUUGAGGCGCAGGAAAGACUAAAAUCAGUUGAAUUCAUUGUUCAAAAUUUAAGGGAUCCAUCCGUCUUUCUAUACCUAAACUUUUUAAAUUUCAUUCUUCCUAAAUUUAACAGACUCAAUCUUAUGUUUCAGCAAGACGCUCCAACCAUUCAUUUGCUUCAUGAACAUAUUAUUCAGCUUUACAAGACUCUAUUAGAUAUUUUUGCCGCAAUGAGUUGUGGACAAGGUCGACCUUGUAGCCUUCAUCCAAGUUUAGCUGUAAAUCACAUGCCACUUCAGCAGAUAUAUUUGGGAUCAGAGGUUCAUGGUCUUCUGCAAUGGAUGAGUAUAAGCAGGAUAAGGUAUGGUAGCAACGAUGUACCGCUCUAG